Nylanderia fulva is the source of this 4547-nucleotide messenger RNA. The record is from RefSeq and is a predicted model, not a curated record. NCBI's taxonomy places the organism in Eukaryota, Metazoa, Arthropoda, Insecta, Hymenoptera, Formicidae.
UGGACGGUGCCCCCUGUCGGAGAAUGUCUAUACUAAAUGUUUCCUCCAUAUAUGACAGACUUCACUCUACUUGCGAUGCAAAGGAAAGUAUACGCACGCAUAAAUAAAUUUCAUGAGGAAGGACGCGAAGACAACUUCAAGAGAUAUAACUUCAACGGUCCAUCUCCGAGAAAUCUCGCGAUCUUCUACUUCCCAAAAGUAAUAUCCUAAAGAAAUUGUAUCCUUAUCCACCCUGUUAUAAUUCUUAUUAACUUCCACCCCCGCGGCGUAUGCGCUUUCGAACGGCAAGCAUCCCCCGGAACAGGGCCGCAUGCGAGCACCGAAUUUUCGCCGGCGACGACGAAAGCGUCAGCGAGAGCCUUGAUCCUCCCGACAUCGCUCGUCAACGUCCUGUCAUUCGUCAAGAGAGUGGCGCCAGAAGCAUUCGCACCACCAGGAAGCUAUAACUCAGGAACGCUCACGAUCUCUCUCUCCUCCGGCUUCCGGACGAAUACGAUUCUCUGGAGUAGGAGGGUGUUCCAGGAGCGCCAGGAUAGCAGGACGCCGUGGUGUGAUUUUCGUUGCAAAUUAUCUAUGUAAAUUAUAUUAAGCCAGGGGCCUCGUCGACCUGGAAGAAUAGGCGAAAGGGCAUCAUACGCGGGACGGAGUUUCUCCUAGACACUUUCUUGUUGUUCCAUCCCUGGGGACUCCAUGUCUGGACGAGGGUGAAUGACCGCAGACCGAUACUUCGAAUAUCCUGAUAACUCGCCUCGUGCGCAGGUUCGAGUCAAACGAGAGGCAUCCUUUCGCUGGAUUAUUCCGUUGGAAAUUACUGCAAUGGCCGAAAGAUAACAGUGGUUCCGAGAUAGGAACGGCAACGCGACAGGAUAACAGAAGGAGAAAAUUACUGUGUCGGCGGGGAGUAACGCCUGCGCACAGAAACCUAUGAUACUUCCUUUAUAUUAUACGGGUAUCCGCCUAAUAAGGAACAUCUUCCACAAUUAGGUGCACGGUCGACUUGGCUUGGUUGCAACUUUUUGCUGCGAUUUUAUCUCAAUUAAGGAGACUGCGACAUUCAGCGUUGAAAAUAAAGAACUCGCAAAAAAAGGAAUGAUGACGUUUGUCAAGGAAAAGAGUUGUCAUAAUAAAAUAUUCGUCAUUAAAAUUCAAUUCGAAAUGAGGAUGAAGAUUUGUCUAAUCAGAGUUUACAACAUUUAUUCAACCUCCUCUUGGCGAAGAUCGCGCGUUAAUUGUCUCCACAUGCCGGAAUAUAUAGAGUCUUUCUCGCGAAAGAAGCCGCGACGAAAAUCGCAUAUUUGCUAUGGAAACGCGUUCAUCGAGCUCGAAAGUGGCCACGGGACCUAGAGUACGGUUCUACGAGGCUCUGAAGAGCCUCCGCAGUUAUAGAAGGCGAACAAACAGGAGCGCCUUUCAAUCGUAAUUGGAACCGCAGGGGCCUGACCAACGUUCGUGUUCAAGCACUCCUUUUCCCAUAACCAUCAUUCUUCGAGAGUGUCUUCACCUCUCUAUAAGGGAAAUACAAUAGCCCGUAUAUGCGGCGACAGAAUAACACAUCGAGUUACGGUCAAUUCUCGUCGCGAAGAGAUGAUUUCUCGCUAACAAAAUCCCAUUUGUACAACACAAACGCGUAGUGAUGCGAAACAGACAGAAGAGGAGCGCCCUGAGAUGAGAUCUCGGAUAUCCCACGAGGGUGGAGCAAACGUCGCAAAUUGCCGAUAACGAUCAGCCAGCGGGAGUUAUGCUCCUCUCGACUCGUAUCGCAUAUAUCUUGAUUGAAUGGUCGUUGCUCUGAGAUCGCUGAUUUCAAUCAUGUCAUCUGAUUCGUGUAUUCUGCCAAGAGAUAUCCGAUAAAGAGAAUACGGCUUUUCUUACACACAAGCUUUACUCAACGACGCGGCGCGCAUCUCGCUGAAUUCAACCCUGGAUAAUUUCUCACGACGCAGCAUCCAAACGUAUACAAGUUUAUGCGGCCGCAUGUCAGUAGGUGCUUAAAAAGGGAUUGCACAAUUUGUAUGCGCAUUGGAUAUAUAUAUAUACAAUAGUUUGGAGUAAUAUAUUAAAAAUAUAAAUACACCCCAGAGAUGUGGUUUCUCUCAGAGAUUUAUUAUGCUUGACUGUUGCCGCGUCAGGCUCCUCUUGGAGUUCCAUAACGAGAAGCCAACAAGAGAAAACCGACGAGACUGAUAACAGCAGUAACUCGGCAAGAUGCACCAUCACCAUCCCUCCGCAUCCCUUAUCCGGAUCCACUUAAAUCGAAACGGGCACCGAGAUACCGAGACUCACAGGUGUAGGAAGAGGGACUGGCUCCAUGGAGUCUUCCGACCAAUGACGACCUCGGGCUUUCGUCUCUUUGCCUCCACGUCCUAGUCUCGGUGAACCAAUAAGAGAGACGCUACUGGUAUUUACAGUGGGGCGAGCAUGGCGCAUUCCACCUCCAAAAUGGCUGCGAAAUCGCGCGGGCAUUAGGCAGCCCGUUCAAAAUAAACGGGCGGAUUAAUUUGAGGGGUGUCGCGGGGAAAAAUACGAAGGGUUACGCGAGCAAGUACACCUUCUCCCCUCUUCCAUGUCGACCGCAUACCAACUUUUGUGCGAGCUGUCCUCUGUGUAUGUCUUCAUCCCCCGCGUGUUUCAUCUCACUGAGAGAACGAUAAGAACGAAGUUCGCGAACGCUUCUGGUCAGCCUCGACGCAGAAGGACGCCGAGCGUCUGCACGGUAGUAUAUGAAAAUCGGGUCUCCUUGUCGCGGUGUCGAUGUAUCUCCUGCAAACUCGUCGCGAUUGAUUGUUGCUUCGUACGUAUAGGUGCAAUCUCGAUUAAGGAUUGUGAGAGUCGUGAGUGCGUUACCUCGCCCAUGGCGAUGAUGCAGGAGCACAAGUCCUUCCUAAUCAGGGAUCUUCUGGGGGACGUGUUGGCCGACCGUGUCCAAGAAGAUUCAGAGGAUGAUUCAGCCGUCCAUUCAGAUUCCGAGGAUACUAUCGAUCCUGGCAGCAGUCCUUGCACGCAUUUAGGAAGUCCGCCAUCGGUACAUUCGCCGUCGCCAGGUCCAGCAAGCACAUCUGCAAAGUCUUGCGGAGUGGCUAAUAAUGCACCACCGACUAAUAGAAAACCACGAAGACGACGAACCGCCUUUACUCAUGCUCAACUGGCUUAUCUUGAGAGGAAAUUUCGUUGUCAGAAAUAUCUCAGCGUAGCGGACCGUAGCGAUGUCGCUGACGCUUUAUCGCUCUCAGAAACACAAGUGAAGACCUGGUAUCAAAACAGAAGGACAAAGUGGAAGCGACAGAAUCAGCUGCGAUUGGAGCAGCUACGUCAUCAGGCCACCGUUGAAAAGGAUCUUUUGGUGCGGAGCAUCGGUCUUCAUCACGGCAGCAUAGAUGCUUAUUGCUCGCCAUAUAACACACAAUCGCAAACCAGCCAUCCGCCGCCACCGCCGCCGCCGCCGCCGGCACCGUCCACCGCCUCCACGACGGCAUUUCUGUCAACGGCAGCCGCACUCUUCCGGAAUGUCACCUACGUCCACGGUUGCCCACUUUAAUCUCCAAGAUCUCCAGAUGAUUUCUGGAUCUGAGAAGCGAGCUUGAAGAAACAAUUCGACAAACUACUUAUCUUGUAUCGUGAGUGUUAAUAAGUUAUAAUUUCAAGUGUUUCAAAAUAUCUUUAAUUAUCUUCGGAGUUAAUUGCUCGUGCAUUAAUUGGAGGUUUGGAUUUUUCAACAAUUUUUACUUUACACAGUAAUUUACACAACAAAAGGUGCUCGCGCGUAUUUCUUUAGGCGAUGUAUUAUAUAGUUUUACGUGUUGUGUUUAAAACUUGUUCUUGUGUAAAAAUUGUCUAAGAUAAGAAUAAGGGGAGGGAGAGAGGGAGUCAAUCGGUUAUAAACAUUUCUGCCCUUGGAAAGUUUUUUGUUUUACGAUCGUUUUCCCUCUUGCACAUGUCAGGCAUAUUAAAUGAUGAUUGAACGUAAAAAUGUAAAUAUGUAAUUAUGAAGUUGAUCGAUAGUCAUAGCCGCUUAUUCUCUUUGCAAAUAAAAAUCAAUAAAACGUUUAAUGUACUAACAUUUUACGAAAGUUUGCAUCUUCUCUUUAAUGAAUGACAGAAUUUCUAUAUAAUCGAUAUCAUUACAAUACUACAGCAACAUAAUAACGUAAUACUUGAUUUGUCACCGUAGAUGCAAUAUAAUAUUGCAUUUAGAAGAUAGAACGAGAAAGAUAGUUAUUUUGUCAAAAAAGAAGCAUCUUUUGCACAACUUCGUCCAUAUAAAUUGGAAUCAGAAGUUUACGUGUUUAAUUGAUAAUUAACGAUUUACGCAGCUUAAUAAGAGAUUUAAUUCGUAGUUACUUUAGUAUUCUAGUCACAAGUGUAAUCUCGACUCUGUAUACAGGUGAAAGUAUAUUGUAAUAUUAUCGAAUGUGUGCAAUGUUGGAGCUUAUAAUGCUAAUUAUCCUUCGUAAUUUAGUUAAUUAUUGUUACUCGCUGUCAAUAAUCUAUCGAUCACUUUUUGCGAAACAGGAAGUUAUUGUAGAUAAAUAAAUUAUUAUCGAAAUCAA